Messenger RNA from Trematosphaeria pertusa, 1689 nucleotides. RefSeq names its product glycosyltransferase family 2 protein. The transcript is spliced from 3 exons. Bases 286 to 1443 code for a protein of 385 amino acids. Gene Ontology annotation, cellular component: endoplasmic reticulum membrane. The record is from RefSeq and is a predicted model, not a curated record. NCBI's taxonomy places the organism in Eukaryota, Fungi, Ascomycota, Dothideomycetes, Pleosporales, Trematosphaeriaceae.
CAAUUGGCCGCGUUGCGCGUGGAUGCCCGGCCCAAGAUAACUGUCGCACUGGGUGUUUCUUUCGCUGCCCUUCCUUCCUUCGUUGCUUCGUUGCUUCGCCUUGCUGUCGCUUCCAUACGGGCAAUUGAGCGUUGCCUUUUCUGCUGUUGGCCUGCUGCCGCGCAUCCAUGUCCACGGCGUCUUCGUGCAGGUAGCUUGAGCUUGUGGACGCACGCUCAGAGUGUGCAAGCGUUAGCCAUGGACAAGCCGUAUGGAUUCGACUCCUUUCCGACGCAGCGCGUGGAGAUGCCGCCUACCUGGGUGCUGCUUGUGGCGCUGGGAUUCUGCUGUGCCGCGCUUGUGUUCUGGCUAUACAUCGCCCUCAACCUUGUCGCGCCCGUGCCCCGCCCUCCUCGCCGGUCCGAGAAACAGUACGCCACAAUCCUUCCCGAUGGGAAGAGAAGCGAGGCGAAAGAGCUGCCAUGCUGGAUAGACAAAUGGAGUGCUGAGAAAGAAGUUGCGAAGCAGAGAGCCGGCCCGGGCCGCGUCGUGCUACCUCCGCAGAUGCCGAUCGAAGAGGCCGAACUCUUCAUGUCGGUCGUGGUGCCCGCCUACAAUGAGGAGGAGCGGUUACGCGGCAUGCUCGAAGAGGCCGUGGACUAUCUGCUGAAAGCGUAUGGAGGCGCGCAUGACAGCGAAGGGGAGGAAGACAACGGGAAGAAGAGGCAGAAGGGCUGGGAAAUCCUGAUCGUGAGCGAUGGCUCGACCGACGCCACGGUUGAUAAAGCGCUUGAGUUUGCGCGCGAACACCAGCUCUCCCAACAUUCGGUCCCGGCUUCUGGACCCUGGGAGUCGGGCCUGACGCAUCCGGAGCACAUCCCUCAUGGCAGCAUCAGAGUCAUUGCUCUUGAGGAGAAUAGGGGGAAAGGCGGUGCAGUCACGCAUGGCAUGAGACACGUCAGGGGGCAGUAUGUCGUCUUUGCAGACGCCGAUGGUGCGUCGAGAUUUACGGAUUUGAACAAGCUGGUUGAGGCUUGUAAAACAAUCGAGGACAAAGAGGGUAGAGGAGUCGCGAUCGGCAGUCGAGCGCAUCUUGUAGGCAGCGAGGCCGUCGUUAAGCGCUCCAAGCUACGUAACUUCCUUAUGCACUCCUUCCACCUUCUCCUCCGGCUCAUGACGCCGCCGGCAACCGCCGCUAUAAAGGAUACACAAUGCGGCUUCAAGCUCUUCAGCCGCCCCACUUUACCUUAUAUCGUCCCCUACAUGCACUCCGAAGGCUGGAUCUUCGACGUCGAGAUGCUGAUGCUGGCGGAGAGCGCGGAUAUCGCUAUGAUUGAAGUGGCCAUCGGCUGGAAGGAGGUUAUGGGGAGUAAGUUAAACGUCAUCUGGGACUCGAUGGCGAUGGCGUGGGGGUUGGCGGUGCUAAGAGCAGCGUGGAUGCUUGGGGUGUAUAAGAAGGAUUAGAGGAAUAGACUUUUUGGUAUUCAAGAGUUAUGCCGUUCUAGGCUCUGAGUUCAUCGAGGCUUUGGAUGGGUGCACGUCUCGUCUCAGUAAUACCCAUGGGUUCCAUGGUUUUGUCGAAAAGAGUGUCAUGUGAUCGCGGUGAACGGCCCGCGUGACCAAGGCCAGUCGUCAGUCCAGGAGUCAGAAGGACUCUCGGACUGAGAACACCAUACCUUACAACAGGCUCUGUGAAUGUCAGGAUGCACG